AUGGCAUAUCCAGAUACAUUCCAGGGCUUUGCAUCGCAGUCGCACGAGCGAUGGACUGAUUUCGAGCUCCUGGUCUUCAAGCCCAAGACCUGGAGCGAGGACGAUGUUGAUAUCGAGAUCACUCACUGUGGCGUAUGCGGGAGCGAUGUGCACAUGAUCUCUGGUGGCUGGAAGAUACCAAAAUAUCCCUUGGUCGUGGGUCACGAAGUGGCUGGCAUCGCCCGCAGGGUCGGCCGCAAUGUCAAAGACAUCCAAGUCGGCGAUGUUGUCGGUUGCGGCGCACAGAUUGGAAGUUGUGGUUCAUGCCGAAGUUGCCGAGAUGGCCAUGAGAAUUACUGUCUACGUGGCUUUGUGGACACAUAUGACGGGCAUUGGCCUGAUGGCACGCGGACGCAGGGCGGAUAUGCGGACUACAUUCGCGUUGAUGGGCAUUUCGUUUUCAAGAUUCCGGACGCUCUUUCACCCGAUCAAGUGGCGCCGAUGUUGUGUGGAGGUCUCACGGUGUUCGCGCCGCUCGUGCAGAACGGUUGUGGAAAAGGAAAGAAAGUCGGUGUGGUGGGUAUCGGAGGGCUGGGCCACUAUGCCGUACAGUUUGCUGCGGCUCUUGGUGCUGAAGUAUGGGCAUUGUCUCAUUCACCGAGCAAACGAGACGAUUGCCUUAAGAUGGGCGCCACACAUUUUGUCGACACGAGCGGCAAGAAUUGGCAUCAAGACCUCGAACAGACGUUGGAUAUCGUCGUGAGUACGAGUGAUUGCGAUGAAGGCUUCCCUUUGAAGGAGUGCAUGAGCUUGUUGAGACCCUUAGGAAGAUUCAUGACGGUGGGUAUGCCGAACAAAGCUCUCCCUACUAUACAUGCAACCGACUUCUUGCCUAAUGGUUGUACCAUUGGAGCGACUCAUAUCGGGAAUCGCCGUGAGGCUCUAGCUAUGCUAGAAGUUGCUGCCAAGAAUGACGUUCGAAGUUGGAUUCACACAGAACGAAUGUCGAGCGCCGGCUGCAAGAAAGUGGUUGAGUCGGUAUCUAAAGGUGGUGCUCGGUACCGAUGGGUGCUCAAGGUUGAACCCGACUCGUUCCCACAAACGAAUGGUCUGACAAAUGGACACCAAUCAGCCAGCUGA
This is a messenger RNA of Cyphellophora europaea CBS 101466, 1119 nucleotides long. RefSeq lists its product as uncharacterized. Gene Ontology annotation, molecular function: alcohol dehydrogenase (NADP+) activity; zinc ion binding. NCBI's taxonomy places the organism in Eukaryota, Fungi, Ascomycota, Eurotiomycetes, Chaetothyriales, Cyphellophoraceae. The record is from RefSeq and is a predicted model, not a curated record. Gene Ontology annotation, biological process: alcohol metabolic process. The transcript has 5 exons. Bases 1 to 1119 code for a protein of 372 amino acids.